CACUGCUUCAGCACCACAUGCGCUAACGACUGUUAUACACCACAUUUCGGACUCACAACAUGAUAUAAAGGCUCUGUCUCAAGCCCCGUCCACUUAUAAACUAUCACCACCAUGGCGCCCUCGGCCAUCAACGAUGCGCCGCUGGCCUCGGGGCGCAACUCGCCCAAACCUCCACCAGCGAAGAUCUGGAGCGUGAAUGAACCGCCCUUCGAAGGCUUCAGGCGCAUAGAUACCGAAGGCUAUGCGCGCAGUAACCACGAGACCGCCAUAGUAAUUGACAAUGGCUCGUCGGCAGUCCGCGCAGGGUGGUCCUUCGAUUCAAAGCCGCGAUUAUCAGUACUCCCGAAUAUGGCGCGGUAUCGCGAUAGGAAGCUAAACCGAACAUUCACCUUUGUCGGCUCCGACGUCUACUCGGAUGGCACGGCGCGCGGGCAGUCGAAACCCGUCUAUGAGCCUGGUAGCAACAUUGUGAACAACUGGGAUGCCAUGGAGGGUGUGCUCGACUACUGCUUCAUCAAGAUGGGCUUGGACGGACGGAAUGGGCGCAUAGACAGGCCGAUUGUCAUGACUGAGCCUAUUGCAAACUUGGGAUACUCGAGGAAGACCAUGUCCGAGAUCCUCUUCGAGUGCUACGGCGCGCCCUCGGUCGCAUACGGCAUCGACUCGCUCUUCUCCUACUCCUACAACGGCGGUCGCAAUGGCCUGAUCAUGGAUUCGUCAUACACAUCAACCCACCUGAUACCCGUUAUAGAUUCGAAACCGCUCCUAUCACAGACUACGCGCCUCAACUGGGGCCGUUUCCAGUCCGCCCAAUAUCUCCUGAAGUUGCUGAGACUCAAGUACCCUACUUUUCCUGGCAAAAUCAGCGACAAUCAAGCCGAGGAUCUUGUACGGGAACAUUGCUAUGUGUCACAGAAUUACGAAGAAGACCUCAGCCGCUAUCUGGACUGGACGGGGCUCGAGGACCGAAAUCACAUUGUGCAGUUCCCGUACACAGAGGCAAUCGUGGUGCAGAAGACGGAGGAGGAACUGGCAGCUGCAGCGGAAAAGCGCAAAGAGAGCGGACGAAGGUUACAGGCUCAAGCCGCAAAGAUGCGUUUAGACAAACUCAAGAGGAAGGAGGAGGAGUUGGAAUACUACAUACAGCUGCAAGCGCAACUCGAGGAAAUCACUACCAAAAAAGAGAAGGCCCGUGUACUGGAGUCGAAUGACUUUGAUGACGAGAAUCAAUUGAACAAAAAGGUCAAGGAGCUGGAGUCGUCGAUCAAGAAGGCUCGCAACAAGGACGUAGGCGAUGUCGAGGAGGAACAGGUUGAGGAGCCCACUUUCCCGCUGCUCGAAGUACCCGACGAUCAACUCGACGAAGAGGGCAUCAAGCAGAAGCGCCAACAACGCUUGAUGAAGUCCAACUACGAUGCUCGCCAGCGUGCAAAGAUAGAAAAGGAGAAGGAGAAGGCCCGCCAAGCAGAAGAACAGCGACUCGAUGAUGAGCGAAGAGAAACAGAUCCCCAAGGCUGGAUCGACGAGCGGCGGAUAGCCCGACAAGCCAUCGUCCAGAAGAUGAAAGACCGCGAGCGUCUCAAAGCCGAACUCGGAAACCGAAAGUCUCUUGCCAACCAAAUGCGAAUGAAGUCCAUCGCGAACCUAGCCUCAGACAACCCUACUAAGAAACGGCGAAGGGGAGGUGGAGACGACGAUACAUUUGGCGCUGAUGACGCAGAUUGGGGUGUGUACCGCACCAUCGCGACAGGCGAGGGAUCGGACGAUGAAGAAGAGGAGGAUCUCAACAAAAACCUAAAAGAUAUCGAGUCGCAGCUUCUCAAGCACGAUCCCAACUUCACCGAGGAAUCGACGCGUGAAGCGCAGACGGACUGGACGAAGAGUAUCCUACAUUCCUUUUUGCACGGCCCGUAUCCAUUUGAUCACGAAAGCCAAAAGGAGAGCAAUCAGGUCCACCUCAACGUCGAGCGGAUCCGUGUCCCGGAAGUGGUGUUUCAGCCCUCGAUUGCUGGGCUCGAUCAAGCCGGCAUCAUCGAGAUUGCAUCCACUAUCCUCAACGAGCGUUUAGCUGACUCGCCGUACCGCGACGAUGUACUCAAGGACAUCUUCCUCACGGGUGGGAAUACCCUGUUCCAGGGCUUUGAAGAGCGACUCAGAGCAGAGCUGCGCGCUGUUUUGCCAGCAGAGCAGGGGACUAACGUGCGCAGAGCAAAGGACUGUGUGCUGGAUGCGUGGCGCGGAGCAGCGCAAUGGGCGGGCAAGAAAGAGUCGAAGCAGAACUUCAUUACCAAGGCCGAGUUUCUAGAAAAGGGCGCCGAGUAUAUCAAAGAGCAUGAUUUGGGCAAUGCUUCUUACUAGGGGGGCAUGACUGUGAGGGUAGCUUUGUAAAACUGGCGUCUGUAUUAUAGUGGUGCAAGGCGCUUUUAGGGUCUAUUGAGUAGUGUUGCAAUCACGGAAUAACGUAAUUUCUAUUGUUCUCG
Messenger RNA from Cucurbitaria berberidis CBS 394.84, 2480 nucleotides. RefSeq names its product actin-like ATPase domain-containing protein. The record is from RefSeq and is a predicted model, not a curated record. The coding region runs from base 112 to 2358 and encodes 748 amino acids. Gene Ontology annotation, biological process: regulation of DNA-templated transcription. NCBI's taxonomy places the organism in Eukaryota, Fungi, Ascomycota, Dothideomycetes, Pleosporales, Cucurbitariaceae. The transcript is spliced from 3 exons. Gene Ontology annotation, cellular component: Ino80 complex; cytoplasm.